This is a messenger RNA of Alnus glutinosa, 3202 nucleotides long. RefSeq names its product receptor-like protein Cf-9 homolog. The record is from RefSeq and is a predicted model, not a curated record. Gene Ontology annotation, molecular function: protein binding. The transcript has a single exon. NCBI's taxonomy places the organism in Eukaryota, Viridiplantae, Streptophyta, Magnoliopsida, Fagales, Betulaceae. The coding region runs from base 34 to 2949 and encodes 971 amino acids.
ACCAAAUAGAAAAACAGUAGUACAACAUUAAUUAUGGGAUUACCUCUUUCUCUCUUCAUUUUCAUGCGCUUCCCUAUCGUGCUUUCAUUGUUGCAUCUUGUACUCACCCAUUCUUCUUCUUUUAUGCAACCCCGGUGCCAUCACGAUGACAGCUCUGCCUUGUUGCAAUUCAAGGAAAGCCUUGUCAUAGACAAGUCUCCUUAUUGUGAAAAAAAGGUUGCGUCUUGGACAGUAGAAGGAAACAAAAGUGAUUGCUGCUCAUGGGAUGGGGUGGAGUGCGAUGAACACACUGGUCAUGUAAUUGGCCUCAACCUCAGUAGCAGCUGUCUAUUUGGUUCUAUUAACUCCAACAGUAGCCUUUUUCGCCUUGUUCACCUCCAAAGCCUUAGCCUUGCCGACAAUGACUUUAACGGCUCUCAUAUCCCAUCCCAGGUACGUGAUCUUUCAAGGCUAAUAGAUCUCGAUCUCCAUUUGUCUAAUUUUUCUGGUCAAAUCCCGUCAGAAAUUUCACAAUUGUUGCACUUGUCAUCCCUCGAUUUGUCUAAUAACUUUGAUUUGGAACUCAAAAAGCCCAGCUUAAAAAGCCUAGUUGGAAAUAUGACCCGCCUACAAAAGCUUGAUUUGAGUUAUGUGAACAUUAGCUCUACGGUGCCUAAUAUUUUUGCAAAUUUGUCUUCUUUAACGCACCUCGGUCUCAGCAGAUGUGGUUUUUCUGGUCAAAUCCCGUCAGAAAUUUCACAAUUGUCACACUUGUCAUCCCUCGACCUGUCCUACAAUUAUAUGUACGCUUUUGACCACUACAUCACUUUGGAACUCAAAGAGCCCAUCCUCAGAAGCCUAGUUGCAAAUUUGACCAGCCUACAAAAGCUUGAUUUGAGUUAUGUGAACAUUAGCUCUACGAUGCCUAAUAUUUUGGCAAAUUUGUCUUCUUUAACAUCCCUCACUCUUUCGGAUUGUGGUUUGCACGGGGAAUUUCCAAAAGACAUCUUUAAGCUAUCAAAGUUACGGCAUCUUUAUGUGGGAUACAAUGAAGGCCUCACCAAUUAUUUGCCUGACUUUACAUGGAGUAGUCCGCUUGAGACAUUGAAUCUGGACUACACGAGUUUCUCAGGGGAGCUACCCGCUUCUAUAGAAAACCUUGGCAACCUGAUUGAGUUGAGCAUGAUUAAUUGCAAUUUCUCGGGGUUCAUUCCAUCUUCACUUGGUAACCUCACUAAACUCACAUAUCUUGACCUUUACAAUAACACUUUUGUGGGCAAUAUUCCGCAUUCACUUGGAAACCUUGUUCAACUAUCUUCUUUAGACAUUUCUUACAAUCAAUUGACAGGUCCAGUCCCUUUAAUUCUUGGAAACCUUGUUCAACUAUUUGAAUUACACAUUUCCCACAAUCAAUUGACAGGUCCAGUCCCUUUUGAGGUUUUAAACUUACCACAACUGUUGUUUGUUGAUCUUAGCUAUAAUCUUUUGCACGGUGAAAUGCAUUUUGAGCUUAUGAAUGGAACCCGAUUGGUCUUCCUUAAACUGAACAACAAUCGGUUAAGUGGGCCCAUACUUACUUUUGGGCCUACAACUCUACAAUAUCUUGAUCUUUCUAACAAUUUUUUCACAAGCUUUGGUCAACAUCCAACUUUUGUUCCAUGGACUCAUCUACAAGUUCUUGAUCUCAGAUCCAAUUCACUCCAAGGAUCACUUCCUAUUCUGCCAAUCAAUACUUCACAUUUUUAUAUUUCAAACAACUCAUUGACCGGAAAUAUACCAAAAUUGUUUUGCAAUCUGAGUUCUCUUGAAGUCCUUGAUUUGGCUAGUAACAACUUAAGUGGUUCACUUCCUCGAUGCUCGGGCAACUUCGGUGAUUCUCUAUUAUUACUUGAUUUGCAAAGGAACCAAUUUGAAGGAAGCAUUCCAAAAAAUUGGAUAAAAGGAGGCCAAUUGAAGAUAAUCAAGUUUAGUCAAAACAAAUUUCAAGGGCGUUUGCCAAGAUCGCUGAUUAAGUGUACGAUGCUAAAGGUCCUUGAUCUUAGUGAUAACCAAUUCGAUGGUAGAUUUCCAUUUUGGUUGGGAUAUCUUCCAAAUUUAGAGGUCCUCAUUUUACGGUCAAAUAAAUUCAACGGUUCAAUGGGGACAGUUCAAACUUAUUUUAAGUUUCCCAAAAUGCAAAUCUUUGACAUCUCCAACAAUGAUUUUAUGGGAAUGCUACCAUUAAGGCUUUUUGAGAAUUGGAAGGCUAGACAAUUUGAGAAUGUGGAUUCGUUACCAUAUAUUUAUGAAGACCCAUACUUCAUAUUACACACGGGUGAUGCGUAUUACCAAUAUUCUUAUAUUUAUACUUACUCCAUGAUUUUGGCAAACAAAGGCAAGAAUAUGUUCUACGAGAAGGUCUUUAAAUUGUUAAUGGUCAUUGACUUCUCAAGCAACAAAUUUGUCGGUGAAAUUCCAAAAUUUAUUGAAAAUUUAAAGGGAAUUCAGUUGCUCAAUCUUUCUAAUAACUGUCUUACCGGUCACAUCCCACCAUCUUUAGGGAAUCUUAUAGAGUUGGAAGCGUUGGAUCUUUCUCAAAACAAGUUGUCAGGAGAUAUUCCACAACAGCUAACACAGCUUACUUUCUUAGAAUUCUUCAAUGUUUCUCAUAAUAAUCUCACGGGACCUAUACCACAAGGGAAACAAUUUGGUACAUUUGAGAACAAUUCAUUUGAAGGGAAUCUAGGGUUGUGUGGGAAACCAUUGACAAAGACAUGCGGGAAUUCUGAUGAGCCGACUUCUCACCCUUCAAUCUUUGAAGAAAGUCAAAAUUCUGAAAUACUAUUUGAAUUUGGUUGGAAAAUAGUUGUCAUUGGAUAUGGAUUUGGAUUUGUUGUUGGAGUAAUAAUUGGGUCUAUUGUGAUCGCAAGAAAGCAUGAUUGGUUAAUGAAGACCUUCCGAAUAAGGCCAUUGAGUAGAAGGAGACGUUGAAAUUAAAUAGAACAUUCUGGACAUGAUGCCUUCCCAAAGCAAUAUGUUUAUUAUUGUACCCGUGUGUUUUUUUAAUUAUAAUCUUGUUUUUCUGUUUGUAAUGUGUUUCUUUUUGUUUUCAUUAUUGUUUUUUGUAUUUUGGAUUAGCGUAGCAUUACAAUGUUGUAUGUAAAAUGCUUUGGUAAGAUCUUUUAUAUAAAUGCUCUUUCUAUAUUGUUUUUGCAAGUUAAUAAUGGUCGGAAAAUCAUUUUUA